UUCUACUGUGUUGUGUCUAUUUCCUUCUAUGACCUAGAGGAAUACGCUGAGGAUGAAUUAAACCCAUAACAAGCAACAACACAAGGCUUGCCUGUACAUAUUCAUACUCGGAUCACUCUUCCGUCCAGACAUGCACACACACCCCGUGCAACCCCUCCGCAUUCACCCAAGAACCCAGAACCCAGCACAACACCACCUUAUCAAUCACAGCAAUGAUUUGGAAUGCCCCUUCAGCCCAUCUUACUAAGACCCAUAUCUCCCUCUCUCGCCCAACACCCUCGCCGCCGCGCAUUUCACAUAAAGCCCCACCCCCGACUCGUCGCCCAGGACAUGACUUGCCAUACCGCCGAGAACAAGCGCCGCCCGACACCACUUAUCCAUUCGUCCGUUCAUCCCUCCACCCAUCUAUUCACAGCGCCAGGCAAUGCCAUGCCGAGCCUGUCAUGUACCAAGACCAAGACUGGGAAUAGCUAUCGUGUCGUUAUCGCAUCGUAUUGCAUCGCGUGAGCAUGCAGACAGGCAUGUAUGUCUUCG
Molecule: messenger RNA, 534 nt
Organism: Dothidotthia symphoricarpi CBS 119687
Lineage: Eukaryota; Fungi; Ascomycota; Dothideomycetes; Pleosporales; Dothidotthiaceae
Exons: 2
Coding region: 213-470 (85 amino acids)
Source: RefSeq, a predicted model, not a curated record